AGUGGAGAAGCUAUUGUUUAUGUUCUUUCGGUGACCGAGGUGGAAGGUUGUUCUGCCCCACACGAUCACACAGAGUGUGUAAAAAUUAAAGAAACAAAUGGAGAUGAAGUGAUACUAUCUAUUAAAUCUGGUAUUGACCAAUGGUACUACAGACCUUGUAAACGGAAAAGCUAUGAAUUCAUAUUUUGGUGCUUUUUAUAGGCAUAGUUGGAGUAUCGAUAAAUGCAUCCCAUACUCGGGUAGCCACUCUUAUGACGACGAUGAUUUUUACAAUAAAGCUGCUGCAGAAGAGCGAAGAAGGAUUAUCGAACUUUCAUUGAAAGGAUAUAAUACAGCUUGCUUAUUUAUAAAUAAGGGAGGGGAUUAUUAUUCGUUUAAAAGAAGGAUGGACGAACAAGAAUUACUUUUUAAAGAACUGAACAGACAAAUAAUGCCAAAUACCACUAUCGAGUAUGUGUAUUUUUGCAUGUUUGACAGUAGUUGCUGCGAUUUGUAUAGUGAAACACCGCAAAGCAACAUACAUGUCCUAGAAAAAGGCCUUAACUAUUGGAUGAGAAAAGCUGAUAGCGUGAUGGAUAUUUGGAAAAUGAUGCGCAAUGGAACGAAAUUCCCACAUGUUGUUAGAAUUAGAUUAAUUGAUCCUGUGACAAACAGGCCUGGGUAUUUGAAUCUGUUUGACUUGCUCAAUCCUAUGUUUUCACCACAGGAAAGCAAACUAGUAUUCAGUGUACAAGAAUCAUUUCAGAAUUUAAGAAAAUUGGUAAACUUAAUAGUAACAUCCAAUCGCGUCAAAAAUGAUUAUGUGCCUAUAAAUUGCGUAUUGACUAAGCUUCUGCUGCCGUUUCUUCUUGGACAGGGGAAUCUGGUAGUGUACGCUCUUAUAAACGAAUGCCCCAAGAAUCUUCAAGCUGAGACUGUACUUACCUUGGACUUUAUCACGCAGCUCAGAAAUAUCAAGUCUUAUCAACUCCCUAAUGAACCACUUUCAGAUGAGACUGCCAAAUUCUCAGUCUACAAUCAUACACUACAGAUACUGAAAUGGCGUUCCAAAAAAAUUACAUAAUGGAACUUGAGCGUUCUAUCACCACAUUAAAAAAUUCUAUAGAGGUGGAUCUCGUAGGUGUAAAAUUAUCUAUCCAAGAUAUGACACUAAU
This is a messenger RNA of Mucor mucedo, 1154 nucleotides long. RefSeq lists its product as uncharacterized. The record is from RefSeq and is a predicted model, not a curated record. Bases 173 to 1063 code for a protein of 296 amino acids. The transcript is spliced from 11 exons. Lineage: Eukaryota; Fungi; Mucoromycota; Mucoromycetes; Mucorales; Mucoraceae.